AUGGUGAUGUCCCAGGGCACAUACACUUUCCUGGCCUGCUUUGCUGGGUUCUGGCUGGUGUGGGCUCUCAUCGUCAUGCUGUGCUGCUUCUGUAGCUUCAUCCAGCGGCGUCUGAAGAGGAGGAGGGAGGAGAGGCUGAGGGAGCAGUGUCUGAGGGCCCUGGAGAUGGAGCCACUGGAGUGCCUGGGCCCAGGGGGGUUGGCUGGGUACCCCCCCUCCAGAGAGCCCCUCCAUUUCUGCCCCCCGCUGACCCUCUCCCCUCCGCUGCACAUUCCUCACUCCCUCCCACAGGGCAGCUGGGCCUCCCCUCAAGGUAAUGUACCGAUACAGUACUUUUCUUUAUACUGCUUUGAAUAUUCUACCACACAGAUACAGAUGCACACACACACACACACACACACACACACACACACACACACACACACACACACACACACACUAUGACUAAUUAAGAUUAGACUGCAGUACUUUGAAUCAUACACACUUAAACCUUUUAGCUCUUUGUUGCUCAUGUUUACCAUGCAACCUCUUUACAGCUCCUUUUCCAGUUCAAUAUGAAUGCAAUAUAAACACACAAAGAGCAUAACUCAGGAGACACCUGCAGUUUUAUGUACAUUACAUGCUACAGCCAUGACAGCAGUGACUCUGAAGGUUUUUUGCUGUAAGCUCUCAUUGUAUCUGUAGCUGCCUUCCUUCAUGGGUGACAUGGUGACAGUUAGCGCUGUAGCGUAGGCGAUGCGUGGGCAGAGCAGUGGCAGAGUUAGCAGCACAGCAGCCAGCGCAAUGACAGAGACUGCUAGCAGCUCGACACUUAGUAGGCGCUAACGGCGUGACAGUCAGUCAAUGGAGUGAAAGGUAGGCUAGCAGCAGCCAUUGAAAUAGAUAGAGGGCUAGCAAGCACAACAGCCAGACAGAGGAACUCAGUACCAAGGCAGCAAGGACAGGCUGGUUAAGGGGUGCACCUCAGAGUGGUAGAAAAAUGGGGAUACCCUCCCCCAAAUGACAUUAUAGCUCCAGAACAUAAAAUGGCUACAAAAUAAUUGAUAUGCAAAGGCACAGCUGGCGUUCAUACAUUUUAUAAAUGUAAUUGAACAUGCUUAAUUUACAUUUUUUAUUGCCAUUUCCUCAUGGUGAGAUCCAUAGGUCUCCAGCAUUGGAGAGGGCUUUUUCCAAUAAAACCUUCCUCCCUGCAGCUGCUGCUGUGCUUGCAUCAUAGGGGCUGUCCUUGGCGGCAGAUGUGGGCCCCAGACCCCCAGGGUCACGGAGGCUGAGAUUAGCAAUCCUGUCCCCAGAGGAGGUGGCUCCACUCUGGGCUGUCCCUGAGCCAUGUCCCCCCCUUCCCCCUUCCACCACCCUCCAAAGCCCUGCCAGCCCUCUGCACCUGUGGCCCUCUCUAGGUUUGGAGGCAUUGCUGUCACUGGAAACAAACAGCCGCCUGGCGCAGCACAUGAAACACUCCUUUCAUCUCCCAGUGCUCUGAGCCUCCAUUGUUACUGUAUGGAAGUAAUGUUUAUUCAUACAUAUAGAGGCUGGGGCUAAUAUUACAACAGGGACCAGAGCAGGGCGUUAUGAACGUGUGGUGGAAAAAGAGAUCAUAAUAACUAUAGUGUAAUUGGUUGUGGAUAUGUGGACUCAUACAGGCAUGUACAGUACAUACAUAGCGGAUCAGUGCCACCAUGACAACACUUCAACACAUGCUGUGUAGAAUUUCCAUAUCACACGUUCCAUAUCCUUGACAUCAACCAGUUGUCGUGGUUUUAGAGAGCAGCAACAUUUCUUCCAUUGGAAAACACUCUGAAGUGCAAAGUGGUAUGGCUCCCUGGAAUAUAUAGGGAGAAUCUCAAUUGCAUACUCCUCGCAUCCUCUCUCCUCGCCUCCUUCUUCAAACCGAUUGGAUGAGAAAGCCAAGGGUCCCUCCUAUCUGACCUUCUCCUCCAGUGGGUUUUGAGGAGGCGAGGAGAGCGGACAAGAGGAGUAUGCAAUUGAGGUUCUCCCAUUAUAUAGUAUAGACAGACUGUGGGUAGUCUUUGAAAGAGAUGGGGGCUGGGAAAUUGAGUUUAUGACUAGUAGUACCUCUCCCUUUAUCAGCCUGGGUUUCCACACUGGAGGAAGUAACACUGUCAAAGCACUACAAACAAAGCACUCUAGAGGUGUGGUCAGAGGGUGUGUCAUUGUUAUUAGCCUAGCCAGCUACAUUACAACCCUCCGGAUUCAUCACCGAGUAGUCAGAGUCUAAGGAGAUAUUACUGUUUGCUCCACAUCCUUAUCUCUGACCUGUAUUCUCUUGUUCAAACCACAAGUGUAUCAGAGUUUCCAGGCGUGAAUUACCUAUAACAGUAGUAACCUCACACAACGUAAUUCGAAAGGAAGUCGUCCCUAUAUGGCAAACCCUAGGGGCGUGAACAUGCGUUCACAACAACACUUCAUACAGCUGAAUGUACUUUACCGCCCACUAUCACAACUAUUUUACAGCUUUGAUGUUAUUGCCUCAUGCUUCCUGACUGUUUGUCACAUCAAAGCAUGCUUACUAUGUUUUAUGUGUCAAUUGCAAUGAUACCUGCUUUCAAAGAUAGAAAAAACAGAGAUAAAAGAAAUGUUCUAUAUUCUGAGAUGAUCAAAAGCCCAAAACAAUGAUAUAUUGAUGAUAUAUUCAUUACAAUCGACAUGACGAGUGCUGGGGACUAUAAGGUUCUAUCUACAAAAAGAAAGUUCCGAACCCUUAUCUGUUUAAAUGGUGUCAGCAAUUUAUAUCUUAUAUUCUUUUGAACUUAAUUAACAACAUGAAUUGGGGUAUUUAGAGGACUAUAUGGGUAGAGAACAUUAAACAGAACAAUAACUCAAUUUGGACAAAAAUGCAGAUAGAACCUUAUAGUCCAAAGCUCUCAAUGAUUUGUUUCCCCUGAAGAGAAAUGCACAGUGCUUUCAGAAUUCAUUGUCUGAUUCACACUGGGCACCCUGAACACUAGUACUGGCUUGGCUUGGCUUGGCUCGGUUCGGCCCUACAGUGCGAAUCAGACACAAGUCUAUCUACCCGCUCUCCUCUACUCUCAUUCCAUCUUUUACUGAUCCCUCUCUCUGUGUCCCACCUGUUCUGUUCCUGUGGGUUUUCUCUUUGUGAGCUUUGAAGGGAGUGAAUCCAGAUGAUUGUGCUGAAUACAUCAGUAAAUUAGCCUCCUACUGGCUUGAGUGUUCCUGUCAAAACAAAUAUGUCAUUAAGCUCUCUUCACACUGUGUGUGUGUGCAUGCGUGUACGUGUGUGAAGCCAUUCAGCACUAUAAAAUGCACAGAGUCCGAAUUGAGUCAUCAAAGAAGCCUUUAUUGUCGGCUACGGUACUCAUCAAUGGAACGCUCACCGCUCAACCUGUGUUCCACAUGAUUCACAGUUUAAAGGCAGAGUUGUCAGUGUAGGAGGUGGACUUGGCAGUGGUAUCAGUAACUUUAGAUGUAUAGUCAGCCAUCUGAGCUGACUGAGGCGUCAGUGGAGCUACUGCUACAUUAACGUUAUGUAAUAGCCAGCAGGAGUCAGUUUAGCAAUGAUAAUCACCCACACAACCUUAUACCACAGGAUCCCUAAGGUCUACCUUUAGACCUAAACACUGACAAUAUCAUGGCCCAAUCUGACUGUGUCCAUGGUAAAGUGGCAUUUGAUAAUAAUGAUGGAUUUGGUUUAUAUUAAGCUUUUCCAAUGCUAACUGCACUUUACAUUGUAAAGGGGAAACUAACAUACUGUAUGUUUGUCUGUUUCCUCCCCAGAGACGGACGUGUUUGGAAAGCCCCCCUGCUAUGAGGAGGCUGUUCUAAUGGAAGACCCCCCUCCUCCCUACUGUGAGGUGCUGGCUGACAGCCAGGGGGGCACCAACACAAAGCCUGCCUCCCGGACCUCCAGGCUGGAGCAGCAGGAGCCUGAGACCGCCAAGACCCCCCCCGUCACGGUGUUCUCUGAGCGGGGCUACUCCUCCCUGAUCCGCCUGCCCACCGCCCGACGCUGGGACUCCCUGGGGCACCUGCUCUCCACCAUGGACCUCAACCACAACACCCUCCCCACGGAGCCCCUCUCCCUGCAGGCCCAGGCCACCGCUACCAUGCCCCGCGAGGGCCGGACUCACACACAGCCAGAGCUGGGGCUGAGAAGUAUCCAGGGGCUCAGGGGGCUAGAGCAGAGCUGUGGCCUGCCCACGGCCUUCCCUCUGCUGGGUCGCAGCACGGCCGUGUAG
This is a messenger RNA of Coregonus sp. 'balchen', 4214 nucleotides long. Lineage: Eukaryota; Metazoa; Chordata; Actinopteri; Salmoniformes; Salmonidae. The record is from the annotation of a GenBank genome assembly.